CUAAAUUUCUUUCCUUUUACCACGUAACCCCGCAGAAAUGGCCAAUGCCUCCGCAAAACGCAUCGCCAAUCAGAAUGAGGCCACAGUGAAACAUCUUCGCCUUGGACUUUUUCUCCCAACUAUCCUCUCUCUCCUUCUGCGUUUUCUCUUCCGUCGCAAUUCCCUUCCUCCGUCCAAAGGCUCUUUGGCUUUGUACCUGGGGACCUUCUUUCCAGGGUUCUUCUUAUCAAAAUACCUUAUUAAAACUGGUACGACUCGACGUGAUCCAACAACAGGAACCCUCAUUUCAUACGGAGAGGAUUUAAAUCAACCUGGCUUGACCGAAUGGGCUUUUGACGUUUUGUAUAUUACCUGGGCUUGUCAGAUCGGCAGUGGUGCCUUUGGUGAAUGGUUCUGGUGGUUGUACACCGUGAUCCCCCUCUACGCAAUAUACAAGCUCUGGGUUUCUGUCAUAUCACCGUUUGUUCUAGGUCGAGGUUCGCCCUUCUCCCCGAGUGAUUCCAAGUCCGAAGCAACUCCAGAAGAGACUGGUACCAGUAAACGACAAGAAAAGCUUCGGAAACGGAGCGAAAGAGGAGAUCCAAGGGUUCGAACACAAGCCAGAAAAUGACUUUGCGUUCUUCUUGGUCAUACCGACAACAGGUUAUCUGCUGUACAUCCACAUCUUAUUGUUAUUAUCACAAUAUAACCAAUACAUUUAUCA
This is a messenger RNA of Lentinula edodes (shiitake mushroom), 703 nucleotides long. RefSeq lists its product as uncharacterized. Lineage: Eukaryota; Fungi; Basidiomycota; Agaricomycetes; Agaricales; Omphalotaceae. The transcript has 4 exons. The coding region runs from base 38 to 610 and encodes 190 amino acids. Gene Ontology annotation, cellular component: intracellular membrane-bounded organelle. Gene Ontology annotation, biological process: vacuolar protein processing. The record is from RefSeq and is a predicted model, not a curated record.